Molecule: messenger RNA, 2063 nt
Organism: Rhinichthys klamathensis goyatoka
Lineage: Eukaryota; Metazoa; Chordata; Actinopteri; Cypriniformes; Leuciscidae
Gene: rhbdl3
Product: rhomboid, veinlet-like 3 (Drosophila)
Exons: 10
Coding region: 98-1321 (407 amino acids)
Cellular component (GO): membrane
Molecular function (GO): calcium ion binding; serine-type endopeptidase activity
Source: RefSeq, a predicted model, not a curated record
UCAAAACCAUAUGGAUAUAUAUGUGGAAGACAUCAUGACAGAACUUUAUGAGAGGAGAUAAUCGUUUUUUGAGUGGAUUGAGAGGAGCAGAGGGGCUAUGGUGAACUCAUCCCCAGCCGUCGCUGCUCACGCAGAGGGAGAAGAGAUCGAGGUGCUGGAGAGCACUGAUGUCCUUCCUGUAGCUCCAGAGGACCAAUGGAAGUCUCUUUUUGACAAGUAUGACCCAGAAAAUUCAGGCUUCAUCAGCACUGAGCAUUUCCGAGACCUGCUUGCGGCUUAUGGAUCAGAACUGGACCCUCACAAGCUGGAGGUUCUUCUUGCCCUGGCUGAUGGAAAUGCUGACGGAAAGAUCUGCUACCAGGAUUUUGUUAACCUGGUGAGUUCUGCAGAUGAACUUGAGAUGAGCAACAAACGUUCAAACAGUUUCCGUCGAGCGAUCCUGCAAGGGAGUCGGCAGCUCAGGAAUUCGGCACUGAGAGAGGAAGUAGGCUUGGGUCUGUCUCGGAGACUCGUACGUCAUGUUGCCUAUGAGACUUUGCCCAGAGAGGUGGACCGCAAAUGGUACUUUGACAGUUACACCUACUGUCCACCACCAUGGUUUAUGCUGGUCAUCACUAUAGCAGAGGUUGUUGUCUUUAUGUAUUACGGACUGCAGCUGAACCGCUGGGUUCUGCAGGUGUCAUCGCCAUUCUUCCUGAAGGGCCCAUUGCCAUACCACCCGCAGCUCAGAGCUCAGGCCUGGCGCUAUCUUAGCUACAUCUUCAUGCAUGCUGGAAUAGAACACCUGGGCCUAAACAUGGCUAUGCAACUUUUGGUUGGUGUGCCGUUAGAGAUGGUCCAUGGAGCUUUGAGAAUUGGCCUGGUGUAUGUGUGUGGUGUACUGGCAGGUUCAUUGGCUGUAUCAGUGACGGACAUGACAGCACCUGUGGUCGGAUCAUCAGGGGGAGUCUAUGCUCUGGUCUCUGCCCACCUCGCCAAUGUCGUCAUGAACUGGUCAGGGAUGAAGUGUCAGUUCAAGCUCUUCCGUAUGGCAAUGGCUCUGGUGUGCAUGAGUGUGGAGUUUGGUCGUGCUGUCUGGCUCAGAUUCUAUCCCCCAGCUUUCCCACCGUGCCCUAAUCCCAGCUUUGUGGCCCAUCUGGGGGGUGUGGCAGUGGGCCUCACCCUUGGUGUUGUGGUUCUUCAGAACUAUGAACAGCGCUUACAGGAACAGUCCUUGUUCUGGAUCUUCUUUAGUGUCUACACAAUAUUUAUCCUCUGUGGAAUCUUCUGGAACAUUUUCGCUUACAAUCUCUUGGAUGUCAAGUUACCCCCGCCUCCAUGAAGCACAGUGCGUGCGUGCGUGCGUUUGUGUAUGUGUGUGUGUGUGUGACAGGCAACAUAAUUUAACAGUUGUAAAGGUCAUGAAUGAGAAUCAAAUGCUAAGUACCUUACUGCAGUCCUCCUGCGAUGUAAUGUUUGUGUUAAUAGUGCCUAAACCAUGCCAAGUUUUAGUGCCAUCAGAGAAGCUAAAACCGCAGAUUGUGAUGAAUGUAAAUUUGCAGGACAAGCCCAACAGUUGAUGAUUUUUUUCAGCUAUAUAUUUUUUUCCAGCAACCGGGGGCUAUCAAUGAUAGCACAAGUAUUAAUUUCAAAAUAACACCUAGGUUUAGAAGCUGCUGCUGGCUUGUCAACUGACUCAUUCAUAUAUUCUGUGUCAGGUGAAAUAUUUCUCAAUUAUUGAAGGAAUGAAUACAUUAAUUUACCUGGCACAGAACCUGAGGUUGCAUUAGCAAAGAGAAGAAUCAGUAUUUUAUGAGGACCUUUUAGUAAGUUAGAGCCUAUUGUGUGUGAAGGACCCUUAAAAGAUAUUCAAGAUUAAGUGAAGUAGAACGGAAAGGAAUGAACAGCUAGAUAAACUUCUCUCAAUCUUGGAAACAAUUAAGCAUUUUGCAGAAAAUAAUGCAGCGUUACAGGGUUGACAUAAGGGAACUGCAAUAUCUCCCUUUCUGUUCUCAGUGGCGGUCUGCAAGGGAAUUUCCCAGAGUUUAAUAUGUAAAUCAAUAUUAAUCAAAUCAAUCUCUCCC